AUGGGGAAGGUGAAGCAGCGUGCUGGUGCCCUUUCAAGCAAAGAAAGGGAAGAUCGAAUUCAUCGUGCCCUAGUCAAGAAGGCUGAAACACCAAAAAUUCCGUGGUCUGUCCUAUCUUUGGAGUUCGGCAUACCCGCUUCCACGCUCAACGAUCGGUUCAAUGGCAGAAAGAAUCGCCAAGAAGCUCAUCAGAACCAGCAAAAGUUGUCACCGGUUAUUGAGAAGUCACUUAAGAAAUGGAUUCAAGAUAUGGAUGAUGCGGGUUUUCCUCCUAGGGUGGAUCUUUUGCGGGGUAUGGCAUCAGCUUUAGCGCAGAAUAUUGCGGAGGAGGACAAGCUUGAUCCUACUGCGGCAAUUAUUGGCCGCAACUGGGUCUCUCGAUUCUUAGACCGACACCCUGAUUUGGCAGCAAAAUAUAGUACCCAGCUAGACCGACAGAGACAAAAUGCGAGCAAUCCUAUCACUCUGCGCGAUUACUUUAAUAAGCUUAGCCGGCUUGUACGUCGCUUAAUCUCCUUGGGACUUUGGCCUAGUGACGAUAUUUACAACUUCGACGAAAAGGGUUUUAUUCUUGGAUAUUCGGCAAAAGCAAAAGUAAUUUGUCGUUCAGGCAGACGAAAUCCCAAUGUUGCACAAGAUGGAUCUAGAGAAUUAAUUACUGUCGUGGAAACGGUUUCUGUUGGCGGACUCGCCUUACCACCUUGGGUAAUAUAUAAAGGGAAGGGCCACUACAUGGGCUGGCACCAAGAGACGAACGAGGCGAAUGCUGUAUUUGCAUAUAGUGACAACGGCUGGACUGACAAUAAUAUGGGACUGAGAUGGCUACGAGAGCAUUUUGAUGUGUAUUCUUCGAAAAUCAGUGGGACACGACCUCGACUACUGCACUACUACGGAAAAGCGGCGGACAAUCACAUAAGAGAAACCCGGACAGGCAUCACAAAGGGAACAUUUUGGUCUUUUUUCACAGAGGCGAGAGCCAAAGCCUUUACCAAGCAGACAAUAAAAGCCUCUUUCCAGGCCACUGGCAUCUUUCCGCUGAACCCGGAUAAGGUGUUGACCAAAGUGAAACCCAAUCAGCUUACCGCUAUACCUGUUGGCUCAACUAUUCUACUUCAGAAGCAACUCUCAACUCCAAAAAACCGCCGAGAGUUGCGCCAGCAGACACAUUUUGCUCUUCACCCAGAAGCGCACCUAAAGGUUGGACUAGCAGAGUCAAAACCAAUUCUCAAUCAGACCGAUUAUUCAGCGAUCAUUCUUCGCCUUUCGCACUUAGCUGAGGAGUCACUCACACAAGCGGACAUAGCCAAAAUUCAACUCCGGGAUCUCAGGGUCAAAUAUGAAGGUAAAAGAGCUGUUAGAGCAGAUAGGCGGGUCUUAUCCAAAGCUCAAGUCAUUACUGGAGCGGAAAUCAUAAGGCUCAAGAACGCUUUAGAAAAGAAGGAAGCCGCAAAGGAACUCAAAAAAGAAAGGUCCUCUAAUGCCUUGAAAGAUAAAUUAUUAGCCGAGAAGGAAGAGGAGGCGAGAGAUAGUGCAAAGCAGAGGAGUGCGCCAACCAGGAGACAGCCUGCAAGACCUAAAAAGAACAUGUUCUAA
Messenger RNA from Morchella sextelata, 1593 nucleotides. RefSeq lists its product as uncharacterized. Gene Ontology annotation, molecular function: DNA binding. The record is from RefSeq and is a predicted model, not a curated record. NCBI's taxonomy places the organism in Eukaryota, Fungi, Ascomycota, Pezizomycetes, Pezizales, Morchellaceae. The transcript is spliced from 2 exons. Gene Ontology annotation, cellular component: nucleus. The coding region runs from base 1 to 1593 and encodes 530 amino acids.